Molecule: messenger RNA, 1089 nt
Organism: Yamadazyma jaroonii
Lineage: Eukaryota; Fungi; Ascomycota; Pichiomycetes; Serinales; Debaryomycetaceae
Source: the annotation of a GenBank genome assembly
AUGACCAAGAAACAAAGGAUAAUCGUAGAGCCAAGAUUGAAGCCUAUCAAAUAUAAAUUGAAUGAUUUAACCUUCAACAAAAUCGCCAAGACCAAAGUGACAAUUGAUGGAGAGGAGUUUUAUUCUCUUGAAGACAAUCCGUUGAACAAGAGAGGUUACAAGUACAAACCAUGUAAACCUAAUAAAUUAUUUAAAUCAACACUUUAUUCGACUACUGAAAUAGCCUCUUUCAAUAUCAGACCCAGUUAUUUUGAUAAAUCACAAGGAAUAGUAUUCAAAGAUGAUCUUAUAGUAAGUAACAAGGAAAAUGGUUGGAGAAGUAUCAGAUCAAAUAUAGGUGUAUCGAAGGGAGAUUGGUAUGUGGAGUUUAAUAUCAUAAAAACCGGCGAUAAUGACCAUGUAAGGAUAGGUUUCGCCAGGAAAGAAGCCAGUUUAGAAGCACCUAUAGGAUUUGAUGGUUAUGGGUAUGGAUUGAGAGAUGUAACAGGUCAGAAAAUAACUUUGAGUAGACCCAAAUCGUUUAUGGAUAAAGGUUUUGCAUCCGGAGAUACCAUAGGGUUUAGAAUAGUAUUACCAGAAACAGAAGAAACUCGUGAAAUCAACUUAAUAAGAGAUCAAAUUCCUAUAAAGUAUAAGAACUCCCUUUAUUAUGAACAAUUUGAAUAUACCAAAACGGAAAAAAUGUCCCAGUUACUUAAUCCGGUGAAGAUAUUUGGUGAAAAGUUAACAAAAUUAGAAACGUUUGAAGACUUGCCCACAAUUCCUGGAUCCAAAAUAAUAGUAUAUAAGAAUGGAAAGGAGAUGGGAACGAUGUUUGAAAACUUAUAUUCAUUCAAUUCAAAAAACUUGGAACAGAGUUCCAACCCUAACUUCAAACACACAAAUGACGGAUCUUUAGGUUACUAUCCUAUGAUAUCAAUAUUCAACAAUGCUAUUGUAGAAAUGAAUGCUUCUGCUACUCCACCUGUUCCUGGAUGUAAACCAAUUAAUGAAAGGUAUGAUGAAUUUGUGGUGGAAGAAUAUUUCUGGGAUUUGAUGGAUGAGGUUGAAAGUUGUUAUCUUGAUGAUUUAGAGAAAAUAGAUCAGUAA